AUGAAAGCCGAGGCCGUCGAUGAAGCGGGUGCUGUGCAGCUUUCGCUGAUUCGCUUGGACCCCCAGCGCCCCGGCCUCCUCGAGGGCUUGGCAGGCGGCUGGCUGUCGCUGCAGGAUCUCUCAGAGGAGCUGCGGGGAGACCGCGAGAUUGUCCUUACAGCAGUGGAAAGAUGCGGCUGGGCUUUGGAGUUUGCCUCCAGCCUCCUCCGCGGAGAUCCCUCCGUGGCACUCCGUGCAGUGCGAAGCGACGCCCUUGCGCUGGAGUUUGCCUCUGAGGCUCUCCGCCGCGACAAAGGUGUCGUCCUUGAAGCGGUGAGCCGCAAUGGCUGGGCUUUGUGCUUUGCCUCAGAGGAUCUGCGAUGCUGCCGUGAAAUCGUGAUGGCUGCUGUUGGAAGUAACCCGCUCUCCCUGCAGUUCGCGGACGAGUCCUUGCGAAGCGAUGCAGCCAUCGUUGGGCGCGCUGUCGCAGGGCGCAGUGCCGCACUGCGCUUCGCCACUGGUGCUGCCUCAGAGGACCCGCAGGCGCAGCAGGGUCUGCACCUGGUGGGCAACGAGGCGACGAUGGACGACCUCGGCUUCAUAAUCCCUAUGGAAGGCUUCCGACAUGUUCGGUUCUGUGGACUCGUGAGUCGAGAUCUGACGCUUUCCGGUCAGCCGUUGUGCCCGCUGUCGAGAGUCCUGGCUUUGAUAGUGGACGUCCACCUCCGGCGCACUGCGGUGAUCCGACAGUUUCAGCGAUGGUGGGGCCCGCGGCACUCCGUGCCGAUGAACUUGAAGCUCAGCCACCCGGCGGGCAUCUCUGCCACGGCAGCGAAAGACCUGGACUAUGAGCAGCUCGAGGGCAACAUCGACGAGGGGUCGUUCUGGCAGGGCCCGUUGAUCGUUGCCUGGGGGGCAGAGGAGACAUAUGCCACGUCCAGUCGUACGGGGGUCGUUCGCCAGAAAGGCCACUCGGUAAUGCCGGCGUUCUUGAAGAAGAGGUGGUAUGAGUUGAUGGGGACCCAGACCUCCAUCGACGUUCGGGGCAUGUGGCCUAACGAUAAGGAGGCCGCUCGAGUUGCUGGUAACCCGCUCUGCGUGUAUGCCGCCUGGCGAGCGGCGUUCGAGCAGCAAGAGUUCAUCCCGGCCUUCCUUGUUUGCUACAACCUGCUCCAGGCCCUCGUGCCGCUCGAGGGUCGUUCGGUUUUGCAGAUCAUUUGUAGCCUGGAUGCAUCUAGGGACAUUCCGUGA
Messenger RNA from Symbiodinium sp. CCMP2592, 1230 nucleotides. Lineage: Eukaryota; Dinophyceae; Suessiales; Symbiodiniaceae. The record is from the annotation of a GenBank genome assembly.